Molecule: messenger RNA, 1047 nt
Organism: Akanthomyces muscarius
Lineage: Eukaryota; Fungi; Ascomycota; Sordariomycetes; Hypocreales; Cordycipitaceae
Exons: 4
Coding region: 1-1047 (348 amino acids)
Biological process (GO): signal transduction; positive regulation of protein phosphorylation; cell division
Cellular component (GO): cytoplasm; nucleus
Molecular function (GO): protein kinase activator activity
Source: RefSeq, a predicted model, not a curated record
AUGUCCAAUCUAUUCUCUGGGAUCAACGCCCGUUUCCGAGGCGGAUCAAACAAGUCCCCCGGUCCUCCUCAGAAGAGCCCAACCCCCUCCACCGGCCAGCUGCCCCUCUCCGAUUCUCAGUCACAAGGAAGCCAGUCGUCAGCCAGCCUCGCCCCGAAGGUACCUCCGCUGCCAAACUCGCCGUCACUCGCCCAGACCAUCGGCAUGGACGAGAACAACGGUAGCAUCCCGAGCGGUGAUGAGAUUAUCAACUCGUACCACCUUCCGAAGCCGCUGCCGCUAUGGCUCAACGCCAACUGCACAAAACACAUUGUCAAGGGCAACUUUAUGACCCUGAGUGCUAGACCGAAGACGGUUGAGCAAGGAGAAUGGAUUGCUCACCAGGUUGUUGAGCACUACCGAAACCUUUGGAAUUUUGUCCGCGUCGUCCACGAGAAAGAAGACACUGGUCUUUCGAUCUGCAACUCCACAACAUGCCCCCGUACCUCUGCCGGAACUAACCACUCGUUCACUUGGCUCAAUAGAGACCGUGAACCCGUCGAGCUACCCGCGUACGAAUACAUGACUUUAAUGCAGCGAUGGAUUUCCGGCAAGAUCGACGACCCGGCCAUCUUCCCUACCGACCCAUCCGGCGUCUCGUACUCUCACAACCCUGCGAUUACUACAACACCGCUGUCGCAGCUAUCCAACCCUGGCGAAAAGGAGUGGUUUGGCAAGCGAUCCGGAUUCCCUGACAAGUUUCUGGAGGUUUCCCAAAUGAUCUUUCGUCAAAUGUUCCGCGUAUACGCCCAUCUGUACUGGGCGCAUUUCACGGAGCCAUUCUAUCAUCUGAAUCUAGAGAAGCAACUCAACAGUUGUUUCUCUCACUUUAUCCUUACCGCUACAGCACUCGACAUGCUGGGCCCCAACGAGCUGGAGCCCAUGCAGCCUCUUGUCGACCUUUGGGCAGCCAACGGCACUUUCCCACCCGAGUCCAAGGCUUACGAGUACGCCAACCUUCGCGCUGGUGAGCGUCUUCUGCAACUGGCCGGCAUGGCCCAGCAGUAG